AUGAGUAUUAGUUUAGUAAAAGGUCAAAAAAUCUCUUUAGAAAAAGGUGAUGGUUCAUCUUUGACCAAAAUUUAUCUUGGUGCAGGCUGGGAUGUGGCGAAGAGUGGCGGAUUUUUAGGUGGUCUUUUUGGUGGCGGUGGUGGUGAUUCAAUCGACCUUGAUGCUUCAGUCAUUAUUUUUGAUGAAAACAACCAACCGCUUGAUGCAGUAUGGUUCGGUCAAUUAAAAAGUAAGGAUGGCAGUAUUUGGCAUUCAGGGGAUAAUCGGACAGGUGCUGGUGAUGGCGAUGAUGAAGUGAUCCAUGUUGAUCUAACCAAAAUUCCACCGCAAGUCAAAGCACUGUUGACUCAAAUACCAAUACUGAAAUUGCAAAAUAUAACCUUUCAGCAAAAGGCAAUUAUACUGCCUUGA
Molecule: messenger RNA, 411 nt
Organism: Oppiella nova
Lineage: Eukaryota; Metazoa; Arthropoda; Arachnida; Sarcoptiformes; Oppiidae
Source: the annotation of a GenBank genome assembly